AUCGUCGACGGCGACUGAUUUCAUGAUAUUAUCUACGUCUAUUCUAAACUUGAUUUUAUGCUUGUUUUCUUGUACAUGGUAAUCAUUAGGUUACGGGAUUCAAUUUUUGUUUAAUGUCUGAAGAAUUCCAAAGGUUCUGUGUUAAUGCUGAGAUGAUUGUUCUUUUGUUGUUCGUGCUGAUGGCGCACACCGCUUAUGGAGACUUAAGCUAUUCUUUUCCGGAGGAGAUGAAACGCGGAUCUGUGAUUGGAAAUAUAGCAAAGGAUCUCGGACUCGAUGUGAACAGACUGUCAUCUCGUAAGGCUCGAAUUGAUACUGAAGGUAACAGAAAACGAUACUGCGACAUUAAUCUGAAUACUGGAGAACUGACCGUAGCGGAGAGAAUCGACAGAGAAGAUAUUUGUGGAAAGAAAGCUUCAUGCGUUCUUAAACAAGAGCUUGUGCUGGAAAAUCCUUUAGAGCUGCACCGCUUCGUUCUCAAUAUUGAAGACAUGAAUGAUAAUUCACCACAGUUCAAACAAAGUGUAAUAAAAUUCGAAAUACACGAAUUGGCAGGCAAAGGUUCUCGUUACUUAUUAGACGAGGCCCACGAUGCGGAUAUUGGUAUGAAUUCAGUACAAUCAUAUACACUUCAAAACAACGACCAGUUUGUUCUUAAUGUACUAACUCGUGCAAAUGGAAGAAAAUAUGGUGAGCUCCUUCUUAAUAAAGAAUUAGAUCGUGAGCAGCAGAAAGAGGUGACAUUAAUUCUUACUGCGGUAGACGGAGGGACUCCACCGAGAUCAGGUACUGUAGCCAUAUACAUCACUGUGCUGGAUGCUAAUGAUAAUGCUCCAGUCUUUAGUCAGGACAUCUAUAAAGUCAGUCUGCCUGAAAAUUCACCUGUAGAUACUGUAUUAGUGACAGUGAGCGCUACUGAUGCUGAUGAGGGACAAAAUGGAGAAGUGACAUAUGAAUUUGGUCAUUUGUCCGAGCGCCUUCUGGAAAUAUUUUCUCUCGAUUCGUUGUCUGGGCAGAUUAAACUAACAGGGCCAAUUGAUUAUGAAGAGGAAAGUUCAAUUGAGCUGCCGAUUCAAGCCAAAGACGGUCAGGGGUCAGCCAGUCAUUGCUCCGUAUUAAUAGAUAUCGUUGAUGUCAAUGAUAACGCCCCUGUAAUCGUAAUUAAUUCUCUUAACAGUCCCGUUCCUGAGAAUGCGUUACCCGGUACAGAGGUUGGCAUCAUUAAUGUGCAGGACAGAGACUCUGCCAUUCCCAGCGCGUAUCUCCCUCCAAAUUACGCAGAGGUGGAGGGCGCGGGAACUCUCCGCAGCGCUUACAAUUAUGACGCAUACCUGACCACGGGCUCGCGCACUAGUGACUUCAAGUUCAUCAGAUCUUAUAAUGAGAGCACGCUGACUGCUGACCUGACUCUGAAAAAGACUCAGUCUGCUGUGGAUGAUCUUGAAGGGCUUGAUGCGGAAAUGAGCGACUCGUUUCAGGUUCUGUUCUCGAAAAUGAUCACGUGA
Messenger RNA from Sinocyclocheilus rhinocerous, 1505 nucleotides. Its product is annotated as protocadherin beta-15-like. Gene Ontology annotation, biological process: homophilic cell-cell adhesion. Gene Ontology annotation, cellular component: plasma membrane. The record is from RefSeq and is a predicted model, not a curated record. The coding region runs from base 114 to 1505 and encodes 463 amino acids. Lineage: Eukaryota; Metazoa; Chordata; Actinopteri; Cypriniformes; Cyprinidae. The transcript has 3 exons. Gene Ontology annotation, molecular function: calcium ion binding.